Fonsecaea multimorphosa CBS 102226 is the source of this 1920-nucleotide messenger RNA. Its product is annotated as serine/threonine-protein kinase bur1. The coding region runs from base 1 to 1920 and encodes 639 amino acids. The record is from RefSeq and is a predicted model, not a curated record. The transcript has a single exon. Lineage: Eukaryota; Fungi; Ascomycota; Eurotiomycetes; Chaetothyriales; Herpotrichiellaceae. Gene Ontology annotation, biological process: protein phosphorylation. Gene Ontology annotation, molecular function: ATP binding; cyclin-dependent protein serine/threonine kinase activity. Gene Ontology annotation, cellular component: nucleus.
AUGUCCUCGGAUUCAAAACAUCCUCGAAAAACCCUCGAAUUCCUUGAAGAUGGCAGACCCCGGUUCCACGGCUGCUCAAGAAUCACAGAAUAUGAAUACCUGGGCAAACUCGGCGAGGGAACUUUUGGCGAAGUCUCCAAAGCCAAGUCCAAGAGGACAGGUCAGAUUGUGGCCCUGAAAAAGAUCUUGAUGCACAACGAGAAGGAUGGCUUCCCCAUAACCGCACUGCGGGAGAUCAAGUUGCUGAAGCAACUCGACCACAUCAAUGUCCUCAAGCUGGCAGAGAUGGCCGUCGAGCGACCGAAGAAUGCGAGCAAGAGAACGAGCAUGUUCAUGGUGACCCCGUACAUGGACCACGAUCUUUCCGGCCUCCUGGAAAACCCCGACGUCACUUUCACCACGGCACAGAUCAAGUGUUAUAUGAAGCAGCUCCUCGAAGGCUGCGCAUAUCUCCACGAGAACAAAAUCCUACACCGAGACAUGAAGACCGCCAACUUGCUCAUCAACAAUCGAGGAAUUCUGCAGAUUGCGGAUUUCGGGCUGGCGCGUCCUUACGACGAUGAGCCUCCCAGACCGGGCCAAGGAGGCGGCGAAGCUACCAGAGAAUACACUACUUUGGUUGUGACACGAUGGUAUCGCCCACCAGAACUGCUCCUCCAGUUGCGCAAGUAUACCACUGCGAUCGACAUGUGGGGAGUGGGUUGUGUCUUUGGCGAGAUGUUCAAGCACAAGCCCAUUUUGACCGGAGACAGUGACCUGAACCAGGCCAGAUUGAUCUUUGAGCUGCUGGGAUCCCCUACCGAAGAGAAUAUGCCUGGCUGGCGAGAGCUUCCUGGCGCCGAGGCUAUCCUGGAUUUCGACCAAAUGCCUUCCACGCUCAAUCGACAAUUCCGCGACCUCGAGCCCCUGGCGCUCUCACUGUUGAGUGAGUUAUUGAAGCUGGACUGGCGCAAAAGAAUCAACGCCAUGGACGCCCUCAAACAUCCUUAUUUUCAUUCUCCGCCCUACCCAGCGAGACCUGAAGAUUUGCCUUCUUUUGAAGAGUCGCACGAACUGGAUAGAAAGAAGUUCAGAGAUCAGAAAACCAAACGACCGCCCGCCCCAGCUGGUGGCUCUGUAGGGAUCGGCCCACAGGGAGAAUGGGGCAUCAGUGGGAGGCCGCUUCCACCAUACGAAGGGAUGCGUGGCAGCGGGCCCCCUCCAAGUGCUCGAGUACCUGGUGGCAGACCACCAUACGCAAACGGCCACAACAACCAACACUUUAACAGACGGCCAUUAGGUCCGCCUCCCCAGAAUGGCGCGUAUGGGGACGGAGGUGACUAUCGAGGUGCAAAUCCUUACCCGCCUCAUCGAGACAUGCCACCGUACGGCCAAGGUCACCGUCCGCCUUAUGAUGACUCCUACCCGCGACGACCUCCUGGCGAUCCUCCACCGCCACCGCGACUACCACCUGGCGAAGUCGAUUCGUAUCGAUAUGGUCCGCCAGAUGUUCCACCUUUUCGUGACGAUGGACGUGGUCCACCACCACCAAGAUCUCGGGCACCCCCCACAGCUGGUGGCGGCGCUGGCGCUCCUGCCAGUGGUGGCAACCGUGACACAUAUAUCCCUCCAUACUCCAGUGCCGAUCCUCAUGCGGCUCCGCCGAAGCAUCGACGCAGGGACGAUCGGCCAGCGUACAGGGAUGGACCCCCUGACUAUGGCGAACCAUUACGCUAUGAUGACACUGGUGGGAGAGAAGUACCAGACAGGGAUCGUGACCGAGAACGAAGGCCACGGAGUCGGAGUCCAGUACGGGACUGGGAACGAGAUAGGGACGGGCACCGAGAUAGGAGAGAUAGAGACCGCGAUAUGGGAAGAGACUACAGAGAGCGGGACAGAGACAGAGGUGGUUAUGGUGGACAAGAUCCUUAUCGCCGAUAG